AUGAAGUUUUUGCCGAUUCUUUUCGCCGGCCUCGCCCAAGGGAUGAACAUGGCACAGCACUACCUCGUCAACAAUUUCGGUGACGAUCACUCUGACAAACUCAUGGUUUUGAUGAACCCUGCUUUCAAAGACGCUUCGUUCGACCAGGCUGAGCAGAUGAAGAUGAUUCUUCCGAUGCUUCUUAUGGAUGCUAAGACUAACGAAAACAUCAAGCUCUUGAUGAUGAUGAUGAUGCAAGAUCCCCAGUUCAUCGAGAAAGCUGAAAAUCAGCAGCUUGUUUCUUACCUGAUGAACGCUGAAGAUGACGACGUCGACUACAAAACUCUGAUGUUGAUGACAAACAUGUUCCGAAAAGACUGCAACAACAUGGGUGCCCAAAGAAUGAACAGUCUCAUGCCAAUGCUUCUAAAAAAGACCGAAGCUGCCCACAACGCCACCCAAGACGCUGAUGACCAGUUGGAUAUCCAGAGCAUUCUGACAAUCAUGACCUUCAUGGCCUCUGGAGAAAGCGGACUCGACACCUCUUCGAUGCUUCCUUUGCUCAUGGAAGAAAUGGUCUUCGAGGAUGGUCAGUUUGAUCACGACAAGAAACUUCUUUUCUGGGUUAUGAUGUCCAUGAUGACUUCUGAUGCGCAAGAUGUCAAUGCAUUCAACAACAACUUCAAUAUGCUCCUUCCUCUCGUCAUGCGAGAUUGCAACGACGACGCCUGCGAGAAACAGAAACGAGAUCUUAUGACUGUGAUGAUCGCUAUGCAAGCUAAUGCUCCGAAUACUGCAUUCGGACCCGACAUGAUGAUUCCCCUUAUGCUCUUGGGCAACACUGACAACAACCAAGAACUCAUCUUCUUCAUGAUGACCCAGAUGAACAACAAAGCUUGCGAUGCCGAACCUUACUACGCUAUUCACUAA
Oikopleura dioica is the source of this 909-nucleotide messenger RNA. The record is from the annotation of a GenBank genome assembly. NCBI's taxonomy places the organism in Eukaryota, Metazoa, Chordata, Appendicularia, Copelata, Oikopleuridae.